AUGGUUACAACCAGAGGUUUGGGUCGGGCUUUAGGCAGGGUUAUAGGAAGAGCCUUAGGGAGAGAAGUUAGUGGUGAUGCGGAUGAAGCCCCUCAGCGGCGAAGGCCCACAACAUCUGCACAUAGGCAAUGGGAAGCUGCACCUAUUGAUGAGGAUGUUGAGCGUUUGGAUUAUGCAGUUGACGAGAUCCAAGAACAGCCUGAAGGGGCAACUGCUGAUGAUGCAGUUACUCAUGCCGAAGGUUUUCUAGGUAGGCCCCAUGAUACAUCAUUUUUUAUGGACUAUGUUCAUCAUGUGGUAGUGACAGUUUGGAAUGAAGAGGAACAUUCUGAGUUGAAGUUGUCCUCCCAUGGAAGGAAAGUAGAGAAAUUUGGCAGGCCUGCUCCAAAGAUUGAAGACUUAGUUGCUACCAUAGGAUUAAGUCCUCUGAUUGCAUGUUCCUUGGACACUAAUGAUCGGAGACUUAUAUCUGCUUUUACGGAGAGGUGA
Messenger RNA from Glycine soja, 489 nucleotides. RefSeq lists its product as uncharacterized. The transcript is spliced from 2 exons. The coding region runs from base 1 to 489 and encodes 162 amino acids. The record is from RefSeq and is a predicted model, not a curated record. NCBI's taxonomy places the organism in Eukaryota, Viridiplantae, Streptophyta, Magnoliopsida, Fabales, Fabaceae.